AUGCCUUCCAUGCCCGUCUUCCGUCUCGCGACGCGCGCCGUCCGCCCCUCCGCCCUUUUCAGAGCUCCCCAGGUCUCCCGGGCCCGCGUCCAGACGCCCGCUGCCUUCAUCGGUCGCCCGGCGUUCAGCACCUCCAUGAAGCUCCGCUCCGGCCAGCACGACGACGAGACAUACGAGCAGUUCUCCGCUAGAUUCGAGAAGGAAUUCGAUGGUGUGCAGGAUGUUUUCGAGCUCCAGCGCAACCUGAACAACUGCUUCGCUUACGAUCUCGUCCCCUCCGUCGAGGUCCUCUCCGCUGCCCUCCGUGCCUCCCGCCGCGUCAAUGACUUCCCCACCGCUGUCCGCGUCUUCGAAGGUAUCAAGGCCAAGGUCGAGAACCAGGAGCAGUACAAGCAGUACCUCGAGGCCCUCGAGGGUCUCCGCCUGGAGCUGGGUGUCCCCCUCCGCGAGGAGCUCUACCCCGAGGAGGAGUAA
This is a messenger RNA of Aspergillus mulundensis, 474 nucleotides long. Its product is annotated as cytochrome c oxidase subunit VI. Lineage: Eukaryota; Fungi; Ascomycota; Eurotiomycetes; Eurotiales; Aspergillaceae. Gene Ontology annotation, cellular component: mitochondrial inner membrane. Gene Ontology annotation, biological process: mitochondrial electron transport, cytochrome c to oxygen. Bases 1 to 474 code for a protein of 157 amino acids. The transcript has 4 exons. The record is from RefSeq and is a predicted model, not a curated record.